GAAAUAAAAUGGCGUCUUCAGAUGAGGACGAAGGAGUACUUGCGAUAAAACACCGUAAAGUAGCCUUUGUUCACUCUGAAGACUAUGUAAAUCUAUGUGAUAAACUUCCUAAAGUACAGGGCAGAGCAAGUCUUACCACGUCUUUGAUUGAAGCCUACGGACUCCUAGAGGACAGGAAUAUUAGCAUUAUCCCUCCCAAAAGAGCAUCAAUCAAUGAGCUGACAGGAUUUCACUCUAAUGAGUAUAUAGAAUGUUUGAAAAACUACAGUGAUCUUGAUGACGAGGAUGAAAUUAACCAAUUUGGACUUGGGUAUGAUUGUCCAAUGUUUGAAGAUGUUUUUAAGACCAUUUCUGCUAUUGCUGGAGGAACAAUAGUAGCAGCUGAGGCGCUGAAGAGUGGACAAGCCAAUGUAGCCAUCAACUGGCAGGGAGGAUGGCAUCAUGCACAAAGGGAUGAAGCCGCUGGGUUCUGCUACGUCAAUGAUAUAGUUCUUGGUAUUUUAAAGCUCCGUGAAAAGUUUAACAGAGUUUUGUAUGUUGAUCUUGAUUUGCAUCAUGGUGAUGGGGUAGAAGAUGCUUUCUCAUUUACUCCRAGAGUCAUGACUGUCUCUUUCCAUAAAUAUGCUUCAGGAUUCUUUCCAGGAAGUGGUUGUUGCAAUCAAGUUGGGAGAGGAAAAGGACGAUACUAUUCCCUUAAUGUCGCAUUGAAUGAUGGAAUCACUGACAGACCAUUUGUUGAAGUCUUCAACAGAGUAAUGGCUAAAGUGCAGUCCAAAUACAAACCAGAUGCCAUAGUAUGCCAGUGUGGAGUAGAUACGCUAGCAGGGGAUCCUAUGGCUUCCUUUAACCUCACCCAGUUCGGAGUGGGUCGGUGUGUUAAGAACCUUUUAUCAUGGGGUAUCCCAACACUUCUUCUUGGUGGAGGUGGUUAURAUAUGACUAAUACUGCUCGCUGCUGGACCUAUUUAACAAGUGUUGUGUUGGGAAGACUCUUACCUAAUGACAUACCAGAACAUGAGCAUUUCCUGGCUUAUGGACCAAGCUAUCAGCUUGCAGUUACCACAGGACCACAACCAGACCUGAACAGCAAUGAAGACUUGAAGAAUGCCAUCAAGAAAGCUCUAGGAAACCUUCAAAAUAUUCAAUAAAGAUGACGUACAGCAAGGAGUCUGUCUUCCUACAAAACUCAGUUGCGUUGUAUAUAGAAUUUAAUAUUCCAUUUUUAUCACAUUUGUACAGUUUUAUUCAAAUCAAAUAUUUUAUUUAUUAAGUUGGUUUCUUGUAUAAACCAACAGUUAUUGAGUUUUGUUACCAGUAAUAGAUAUGCUACUUUCUAUUACCCUUUCCAUAUUAUUUUUAAUAUUUCCCAAUGUUAGAAUCGAAAGAAGAGAAAAUUCUUUAUCAAAAACAUUAUUUUAUUA
Molecule: messenger RNA, 1421 nt
Organism: Actinia tenebrosa (Australian red waratah sea anemone)
Lineage: Eukaryota; Metazoa; Cnidaria; Anthozoa; Actiniaria; Actiniidae
Product: histone deacetylase 8
Biological process (GO): heterochromatin formation
Molecular function (GO): histone deacetylase activity
Source: RefSeq, a predicted model, not a curated record